This is a messenger RNA of Monomorium pharaonis (pharaoh ant), 1136 nucleotides long. RefSeq lists its product as uncharacterized. The annotation marks the transcript as partial. The transcript has 5 exons. The record is from RefSeq and is a predicted model, not a curated record. NCBI's taxonomy places the organism in Eukaryota, Metazoa, Arthropoda, Insecta, Hymenoptera, Formicidae.
ACGAGCCCGUACCUAUCCUGCCGUUCGGAUUCUAGAAUUCUACGCUUCUGUGAGAGAAGAACGAUUAUCCGUAUAAUUAUCGGUGGAAGAAAAAACCGUAGAAAUCUGUCACGAUGUCGAGCAGUAAGUGCGUAAAGCAGCCACGCAAAGCGUACACCAAGGAACAGCACGAGAUGACGCACUCCGAGAAGCUGAAGCUGAUCGACGACGAGCUGAAUUCCUUUUACAAGUACUGCCAGCAGGCGGGCUUCACUGAGGAAGAAAUGGACAUCAUUUGUCAGCCGCUCGUAGCGGCGAUGCGUCGCUCAUGGCUGCAGCUCGUCUUUCGUGGCACUCUGGUACUGAUAGUAUUGGGCACCCUGGCAUGCCUCGCGGCUCAGCUGGACUUCGUCAGUACUCACUUUACUGCCCUCAGUCGUCUGGUGCUGAUUAAGAUUUUGCCAAUCUGGAACUGGCAGCCGCUCUAUUAUGAGAAUUGCAUGAUCAACAAUCCCUUCUACAACGAUUACACCAUCACGGAGGAAGAUUGCGUGACCUGUGAGGCAUUGGAGACGAUUGAUCGCCUAUCAGACGUGCGGUAUCGCACUCUGGUUGAUAAUUAUUUAAAUCGCGAUGCACCGGCUAUUAUUACCGAUGCGAUGGAUUCAUGGGCAGUCAUGAAUACCGAUUACUUCUGGUUCGAUAAUAUUACUCACCUGUAUCUAGAGAACGAGCGGCUAAUGGAGACGGUACCCUGCGCCUUGACCUCGAACCUAUGGACUGGUUCAUCUGAUCUUGCAGCGUUCCUACGACGCGUGCACACGCCCGAGGUGGCUAAGUGGUUCGUCCACUGGCAGAACUGCGACAUCAAUGCCGUGAAGGUGCUCAGGAAGUACUAUCAGCGGCCAUACUUCCUCUCUAGCACGGUCUCGCCGGCGCAUUUUAACUGGGUGCUCAUGUCCUCGGAUUACAACAGCCCGAGCUACAAGAAGGUUGAGCUUGACUCCGGUUUGAUCGCCCUCGCUCAACUCCGCGGUGCGACCCAGCUACGUCUUACCCCUAUAAAUCCCUGCAACAGUUCGUGUCCCGAGCUGAUCGCUGAUCUGCACCAGGGCGAAAUGCUCGUUUUCACGAACUUGAUGUGGACGCUCGAGUAC